AGCAUAUUUCGAUUACUUACUUUACUUAUUAAAAUAAUUAAAUGAAUAUAAAACGGAAAGUCUUCACUACCAGAGAUCUGAGCUCAGAGACGACCCCAAAACUCAAAGAUUCCAAUCACCCAUUACCAAUGGCCACGGAAACAUCUAAUUCAGACACCCAUAAUAACCCAGAAAUCAGCUUCGCCAAUUCAGAAAUCAACAAACCAAAUAAGCAAAUCUUCAUCUUAUCGGGUCAGAGCAACAUGUCAGGCCGCGGAGGAGUUAACCAAAACCUCAUCUGGGACGGCGUCGUUCCGCCGGAAUGCCAACCCGAUCGUCACAUCCUCCGCCUAAGCGCCAAGCUCCAUUGGGAAACCGCGCGUGAGCCUCUCCACGCAGACAUCGACACCAACAAGACCUGUGGGGUUGGGCCUGGAAUGGCGUUCGCUAACGCAGUGAGAGCCCAUUUGGCCCAAUUAGGCCCACUGGGCCUUGUGCCCUGCGCUGUGGGUGGAACGGCCAUUAAGGAAUGGGCGCGUGGAGAACACCUCUACGAAGAUAUGAUAAAGAGAGCGAAAGAGAGCGUGAAGGGAGGAGGUGAGAUUCGAGCGUUGUUGUGGUACCAAGGAGAGAGUGACACGUCAUCGGAGGAGGAUGUUGUGGCGUACCAGGGGAACAUGGAGAGGCUUAUUCAGAAUAUUCGUGAUGAUCUUUGUUUGCCUUCACUUCCAAUUAUUCAGGUGGCAAUAAAUUCAGGGUUGGAUAAGAUAUUAGUGGAGAAAUUAAGAGAAGUGCAAUUGAAUAUGAAGGUCGCAAAUGCUGUGUGUGUUGAUGCUAAGGGAUUGGAGCUCAAAUUUGAUAAUCUCCACCUAACCACUAAGGCCCAGGUUGAAUUGGGCCAUAAACUGGCUCAAGCUUACCUUUCCAACUUUGGCCAAUGUUAGGAUCAAAUUCAAUCCAUUCACCCUUACAAAUUCUAUUGUUACAAUUGUAUUACAUUGAUUUUGAAGAUUUGAAUAUUAAUUAUAUUUAAUAUAGAAAAUUGUAAUUCUCAAAAGCUCAAUUCGAAAUAUGAUUGAUAAUUAAUAUUAUGUGAGAGAUCAUUGAGAAUAAUAAUGUAUUUAUAUUGUUAUUUGAUAUAGUAUAAUUCCUAUAUUUUAUGAUAAUGAUGAUUUAGUGAUCUACUUUGAAGAUGAA
Cannabis sativa is the source of this 1176-nucleotide messenger RNA. RefSeq names its product probable carbohydrate esterase At4g34215. The record is from RefSeq and is a predicted model, not a curated record. NCBI's taxonomy places the organism in Eukaryota, Viridiplantae, Streptophyta, Magnoliopsida, Rosales, Cannabaceae. The coding region runs from base 42 to 923 and encodes 293 amino acids. The transcript is spliced from 3 exons.